CAUAAGCAGUUCAAACUUUUAACGAGCACCGAGCGGCACGCGACCGAUAAGAACCAAGCCAAGAUGCAAGCCUGUAAGCUGUUUCUCUCAUUUCUGCUGGCAAUGCACUGCACUCAAGCGCUGCUGGCUGCCUGUGUGUGCUCGGAAAAGGGUACCGACUAUUGCCAGAGCUGCCAAGGACCGACGAUUGUGCGUCCCAAGCCCCGCUACUAUGAGCCCAGCGACGUGAAUCUCUCGCCGAUCGGGGACAAUUGCUGGUGCAGCAAGCAGCUGAUUGAGCCCGCCCAACUACCCAAGACCUGCGGAAAAACGACACCAUGCAAACCCACCUGCGCAUGCCAGCAAAGCGACGAUAGCUACAGCAGCAGCUCCAGCUCCAGUUCCAGCUAUGGCAACAUUGCAUAUGCGGCCGAGAAGACGGAAGAUAACAGCCCGGCCGCAGAUCCCAUUAGUGUGAGCCUGGCAGCCCAGGCCGGCAAGGCCAUUAAUGUGCCGGAGGCGAAGCUGGCUUAUGGAUUCGCCCAAAAGCCUGUUGAUGGUGUGCAAAAGGUUACCUUCUCCAAUGUGCCCGAGGAGAAUCUGUUCAAGCUGAAGAGCGAGGUCAUCACCCUGCAGAAGCCCAAGUAUAUUGCCAAGCAGGAGGAGGAGGAGGAGUACAUCGAGGAGGACGAGCAACAGCAGUCCUCCGAUGAUGAGCCGGCACCCCAGUUGACCUACAAGCAGCUGGGCUACAUCACCGAGCAGUUCAAGAACCCCAAGUUCAAGAAAAUAACCAGUACCCGCUCGAGCUAUGGCUCCAGCAGCUACGCCUCCAAGACCUACAGCGAUGGCUACGGCAAGGUGGCCGGCAAGGUUUCCGUUGACUGUGGGUUCAAGCCGGGACGCAUUACCUCCUACCGCAAUGCGAAUCGCCAGGAGCCGGAUGCUGGUAGCUGCUAUUAGGCAUUUCCUGCUCUGAUACUUCCGAUUGUAAAUAUCUACUAUUUAUGCUAAGGAAUGAAGGGAUGCUUGGCUGGCUUAGAGCUUAAAUAUAUGUACGUACUAUCCACUAUUUAUGCAAACAAACAAACAAACAAACCACACAUGUGUCUAUACAU
This is a messenger RNA of Drosophila obscura, 1097 nucleotides long. RefSeq lists its product as uncharacterized. Bases 64 to 942 code for a protein of 292 amino acids. The record is from RefSeq and is a predicted model, not a curated record. The transcript has 4 exons. Lineage: Eukaryota; Metazoa; Arthropoda; Insecta; Diptera; Drosophilidae.